AUGGCCAUGGCGGAGGCAAAGUGGUCUGAACUACCUACAGAACUUGUCAAUCUGAUAUCACAACGAAUCGACAACGAUCUCGAUCUCAUUCGCUUUCGAUCAGUUUGUUCCAACUGGCGCAACUCUUCCAUCUCGAUCUCAUUACCUUUUUAUAAGUUACAAUUACAAUCUCCCUCAUGUACACUCUCUAAACACAUCAUCCUCCUUAUCAAACCACCACCACCACAAAAACAAGACCAAGAAACUCUCCAACCUUGGUUGAUAAGAAUUUCCAAAAACUCACAUGGAGAAACACAACUCUUCCACCCACUCCUACCACGUGACUCGAGAGACUCUUAUAGUUUUCCUUACGUACUUGACUUCAACAAACUAUCCACUGUCCACUUGGGAAACCACUUCUUCUUUAACACUCCCAGCAGAGAUGAUGCUCCGUCCCAAUAUAAACAGUAUAUACGCAUGAUGUUUGGACGUCGAAUAAUGCCUUUUGAUUCUGGACAAACGGUUGUUGCUGUAACAUGCCAUGGGAAAAAACCUCUUGCUCUCGGCAUAUUGAACGAUAAAGGCCAUCCGGUACUAUUCCAUUGCCGCAAAGAGGUUUGGACAAAGAUCCCUUGUAUGCCAACGUUCUUUCAUGACAUGUGUGUGUUUAAAAAGAGGUUUUGUGCAGUCAAUAAAAUUGGUCGAACAUUUGCGUUUGGACCACCACCAGACUAUAGUGAGCAGUUGGUGGCUGAGUAUAUUGAUGAUGGAGGAGGGGAGAUGAAAUUCCUGGUAGAGAGUGAGGAGGGUGAUGAGUUGUUCCUAGUGGACAUAUAUGACCGACAUUGUUUUGGUUUCCCGGCGGCCGGUGAAGAAGAUGGUUUAAGGCUUAAUGUGUUUAGGCUGGAUGAGAAGGAGAAGAGAUGGGUCAAGGUGACGAAUUUAGGGGAUAGAGUGUUGUUCUUAGGGAAUAGAUGUUCGUUUUCUGCUUCUAUCCCUAAAGGAGGGAAUUGUGUCAUCUUCAUUGAUGAAGCCUUCCUCUCUUUUGACAAGAUGCAUUGUGGAAUGUGUGUUUUUCAGUUGGAUAAUGGUCGUCUUUCACCUUUGUCUGAUUAUCCACACUAUAUCAACUUGUUCUGGCCACCUCCGGAUUGGAUCGUCAAAUUAUGUUCCACCCCCAAACUGGAUCUGGAUCAUCAAAUGUAG
Molecule: messenger RNA, 1185 nt
Organism: Trifolium pratense (red clover)
Lineage: Eukaryota; Viridiplantae; Streptophyta; Magnoliopsida; Fabales; Fabaceae
Product: F-box protein SKIP23-like
Exons: 1
Coding region: 1-1185 (394 amino acids)
Molecular function (GO): protein binding
Source: RefSeq, a predicted model, not a curated record